This is a messenger RNA of Penicillium riverlandense, 1674 nucleotides long. RefSeq names its product zinc knuckle domain protein. Gene Ontology annotation, molecular function: zinc ion binding; nucleic acid binding. The record is from RefSeq and is a predicted model, not a curated record. Lineage: Eukaryota; Fungi; Ascomycota; Eurotiomycetes; Eurotiales; Aspergillaceae. Bases 1 to 1674 code for a protein of 557 amino acids. The transcript has a single exon.
AUGCCCGACCUGUCCGACGAAGACGCUGACUCGCGAACAGCCGCGGUCGGCGUGCAGCGUUCCCGCUCGAACCCCCAGUCUGCGGUCUCAUCGCGCCACGGAUCGGACGACAGCCUCCGUCCCUCCAAGAAGCGGCGCAGAAACGGCCGUGAGGGAGACCGCGAGGUAGCCGACUUUGUUCCUCGGGGUGCGGCCUUCAGUGCCAAUUCCCUGGCAGUCGAUCCCGACAGCACGUCCAGCUCCGGAUCUAGCUCGGACUCGAGCGAUGACGACGACGGAGACUCGGAUGCCCCAGCACCUGCAAACCCCCAUGCUGGAAAUACGGCUCCGGCUAUUAGCUGGAACCAGGGGAGGAAAAGCGCGGUGCGGACAACCUUGGGCAAGCGGACGGCUCAGCCGGGCAAUGACAAGAGUGCAUCGGCGGAUCAAUUCAAUACAGUGAAUGGCGCAUACUGGGGCACUCGCAGUGCGUCUGUUUCGUCAGCCGAGAAAGACACAGAGAUGAAAGACCAACCCCAGAAAAAUGGCGAGCUAGAAGACGGCGAGAUCGAUCCUGAUAGCGAUUCCGCGGACUCGGUGUCCUCGGACCCGGAAGCUGAUGAUUCCAUCAUGCUGAACACCGAGCCACUAGACUCCGCAGACGGGGCCACAGAUUCCCUUCAACCUCUAGUUCUCGGUCGAGGCCAUCCCAAUGGAAAGCCCUCUGCGCCGGCGCUGGGUAUCGAAUCCACGCACGCAGCACCUCGGUCAAAGGAAGAAGCGUUCCAGCUCCUUUCGCGCAAGUAUCCUACUGUGCCGACUACUCUGAUGGACUUGGACAAGGCGGACCUGGAGCUCCACGCCAAGUAUCUGUUUUUCGAUCGGGACAUUCACGAUAUCGAUCUGAACUUGCCAAUCACCUGUAUCGAGUGUCUGCGAGAGGGCCAUCUGGCCGAGGUGUGUCCCACCAAAGAGGUAGGAAUUUCCUGUCCCCAUAUGCGCAAGAGCAAUAUACUGACAAGUGAUAAGUGUGUCCAUUGUGGUGUCUGGAACCAGCACCAAAGCACAUCAUGUCCCACAUGGCGCAGAUGCCAACGAUGUCGCGAACGCGGCCACGACGAAAAUCAGUGCUCGUCCGCCCUGAAAAGCUCCGCCGCAGAGGUUCCCUGUGAUCUGUGCGGCUCGUCUGCCCAUCUGGAACAGCAGUGCGAUUACCUAUGGAAGUAUCCCUCCCUUGACCUCUCCUCCAACGCCGUCUCGGUCUCCCUCUCCUGCGCCCACUGCGCCAGCUCGAAACACCUCAUUGGCGACUGCCCAUCUCUCUCCCGACCAAUUACGACAUCCUCAUUUACUCUCGCGGGCAUCGACCCCAACUCAAUCACCAAUCUCAAUUCCCACCCUGUCCCGCGCAGUGGUCCUGUCGGCAGGGUCCCGCGCGGCAUGGGACCCCGUGGACGCGGCGGCGGUGGCCGUCCACGAUCUCCGUCUCCAGACAGCGACGACGACAUGUUCCGCUCAGAUCGACGCCCGCCGCCUGCUGGGCCGCGCGGAAGAGGUCGCGGAAAUAUUCGUAUUGGAAACGUUGGUUUCAAUAAUCGCAACUUUGGCGGCGGUGGUCCUCCGCCCAGAGGGGGAGGUCGUGGUCGUGGGCCUCCACGCGGGGGUGGUGGUGGCAGAGGACGGAGAGGGAAAUGA